This is a messenger RNA of Colletotrichum truncatum, 564 nucleotides long. Its product is annotated as rho-like small. Lineage: Eukaryota; Fungi; Ascomycota; Sordariomycetes; Glomerellales; Glomerellaceae. The record is from RefSeq and is a predicted model, not a curated record. Gene Ontology annotation, biological process: mitochondrion organization; small GTPase-mediated signal transduction. Gene Ontology annotation, molecular function: GTP binding; GTPase activity. Gene Ontology annotation, cellular component: mitochondrial outer membrane.
AUGGAAGAAGAUGCCAUCAAGAUAUUGCUAGUUGGUGAUGAAAAAUGUGGAAAGACGUAUUUUCUCUCGAGACUGAGUGCCGGGGAGGGGACCGGUCCAGUGAAGUUGCUCAGGGACAUUGAUCAGCCGUACAUCUUUGAGAUUAAGCUGUCGAGUAAACCUUAUCGGAUGGAGUUCUAUGAUACAAACAGUCCCGAGAACUGGCGGCUCCUCGAGCCCGACCUCGUAAUCAUUUGCUACGACAUAAGCCAGCGGCUCAGUCUUAUCAAUAUGCAGAGACUCUGGCUCAAAGAGGUGAAAACCGCCUUCCAAAGACCUGACCGUCUCCCUAUCCUCAUCCUGGGCCUCAAGAGAGAUCUUAGAUCUGAGGCUGAUCCUAACGGCAUCAUCUACCCCCAAGAGGCUUACCAGAUGGCGCAAUCGAUGAGGGUAGAUAGGUACAUGGAGUGCUCCGCCAUGACUGGGGAGCUCAUCAAGUUGGCGUUCGAAGACAUCUGCACAACAGCAAUCAAAACGCGAACUGCCGAAGGAGGGCAGAGCGAGGGCGGGUGUGUCAUCAUGUAA